This is a messenger RNA of Prosopis cineraria, 1095 nucleotides long. Its product is annotated as stearoyl-[acyl-carrier-protein] 9-desaturase 6, chloroplastic-like. Gene Ontology annotation, molecular function: stearoyl-[ACP] desaturase activity. The record is from RefSeq and is a predicted model, not a curated record. Gene Ontology annotation, cellular component: chloroplast stroma. Gene Ontology annotation, biological process: fatty acid metabolic process. Bases 1 to 1095 code for a protein of 364 amino acids. NCBI's taxonomy places the organism in Eukaryota, Viridiplantae, Streptophyta, Magnoliopsida, Fabales, Fabaceae. The transcript has 2 exons.
AUGCAAGCCUCUUCUCUCUUCAUUGCCCAUGCCUCCAUGGUCCCCAAACCAUCUCAUUAUUCACCUUUGAAAACAAAAAAGAACUACUCAUUGCCUCCAGAGAAGAUUGAAGUUUUCAAGUCAUUGGAGGGCUGGGUUUCAAAGCAAGUUCUUCCACUUCUCAAGCCAGUGGAAGAAAGUUGGCAGCCACAGGACUUCUUGCCCGACUCAUCAGGACUAGGAGCCUCUAAUGUAUUUACUGAUCAAAUAAAGGAGCUACGUGAUCGGACAGUCGGGCUGUCCGACGAGUACUUUGUAGUAUUGGUGGGUGAUAUGAUAACGGAGGAAGGUUUGCCACUGUACCAAACCUUGCUAAGCAAUGCGGAUGGAGUGAGGGACAAGAGUGGAUCAAGCCAAAGCCCUUGGGCUGUUUGGACCCGAUCUUGGAGUGCUGAGGAGAAUAGACAUGGCGAUUUGCUUAGAACUUAUCUCUAUUUGUCUGGCAGAGUUGAUAUGCUUAUGAUCGAGAAAACCAUUCAGUACCUGAUUGGAAAUGGCACGGAUCUGGGAUUAGCUAGCAAUCCAUAUUUGGGGUUGGUAUACACUUCGUUCCAAGAGCGAGCCACCGCUAUAUCCCAUGGCAACACAGCUCGUUUAGCCAAGGAAGGUGGCGAUCCAGUGCUUGCACGCAUAUGUGCCACAAUUGCUGCAGAUGAGAAACGUCACGAGAAAGCUUACACAAAGAUUGUGGAGAAGCUUCUAGAAGUGGACCCCAAUGAAGCAAUGAUAGCUAUUGGAGAUGUAAUGCACAAGAGAGUCACUAUGCCAGCUCAUCUAAUGUACGAUGGGCAAGACCCACACUUGUUCCACCAUUUCUCUCUUGCGGCUCAACGGCUUGGAGUAUACUCAGCCAAUGACUACAUUGGCAUCUUGGAGUUCUUAAUCCAGCGGUGGAAACUAGACAAGUUGGAGGGUUUGACGAGUGAAGGUAAAUAUGCACAGGAUUUUGUGUGUGGACUGCCACCUAGGACUAGAAAGGUUCUAGAGCGGACCAAUAAGAGAGAAUCACUCCUUGCCAAGGUCAGCUGGAUAUUCAAUAAGGAAAUAUCUAUUUGA